Molecule: messenger RNA, 4632 nt
Organism: Sycon ciliatum
Lineage: Eukaryota; Metazoa; Porifera; Calcarea; Leucosolenida; Sycettidae
Product: NF-X1-type zinc finger protein NFXL1-like
Exons: 23
Coding region: 275-3145 (956 amino acids)
Biological process (GO): regulation of DNA-templated transcription
Cellular component (GO): nucleus
Molecular function (GO): DNA-binding transcription factor activity, RNA polymerase II-specific; RNA polymerase II transcription regulatory region sequence-specific DNA binding; zinc ion binding
Source: RefSeq, a predicted model, not a curated record
UUGAAUUGUUUUGAAAAACGAUCGAGUGGCUAGGCAUGGCUAGCUCGUCACUUUCUUUUGUCUGUUUUGAGUUUGUCUUGACUCGUUCAGUGCACGUCGUUUUGUUGUUUGUUGUUGUCGCUCUCUGAGAUUUCGAGUUGGUUUCAAUUGUUUUGAGAACAACCUGCACAUCCUCCGGGCCGGAGAGGUCGAAAAGAUUUACCCCCGCUCAGGCAACGAGAUGUACAUACCUUUGUAGGUGUGUAAAGUUUGCACAAUUGUAGUUGAGUGUACAAUGAGCACACCGCCGCUGUAUCUUGGUGGCGGGCGAGGUCGUGGUCGUGGCCAAUCUAGGCCCCCUGGUCGUGGCGAAGGGAGACCAGGUCCAGGUGCACGUGUUCGACCCCCUCCGGGGCUAUCCGCCCCACAACGGCCCGGGACCAGCAGCAGCAACGAUGGGAACAGGUCCGGUUCCGGGGCCGAUGUCCCCACUGCUUCGGGAAGGGCGACUGCAUUGGCGUCAGCAUCCGUAUUGCCGUCACCGCCCGCGUCCGCGUUGGGAUCGUCACGACAACAGCAGGCGGCUGCUGUGCAGCAGCGCACCGUCGCCAUGGUUUCGCAGUUGAAGACGGAAGGUGCCAUUAGCAGCUCGUCGGAUGAGGAUGAUGAUGAGGACGCCGAUGUGUCCAUGGCAACGGGUAGACACGAUGCGGCUAUUCUGAACUCGACGUUGAAGCUCUACCAGCAAGCAAAGGAUGCUGACCCUAGCUUGGGAGCGGAGAGUUUGAAAGUGGACGCCACGCUGCACAUGCUUUCUGAAGCGUGCAGCAAGCGAGGCAAUGUCUGCCUAGUCUGUAUCGAGACCAUCAAGAGAAAGGACGCGAUCUGGAACUGUGGCAACUGCUUCGGCAGUCUGCAUCUGCAGUGCGCUCAGAAGUGGGCCAAGGAAGGAGUGUUUGUCAACAGGUCGGCCAACGCUGGUGAUGGCGGCGCUGCUGCUGCUGCUGCUGAAGGCCCUUCCUUUUGGGCAUGUCCUAAAUGCCGUCACGAGUACCCUCGCACACAGCUACCCUCCUUCUACUUCUGCUACUGCGGACAGCAGCGCGACCCAGAGUUUGAUGAGUGGUUGACACCUCACUCAUGCGGCAAUACGUGCGAAAGGAAACUGAAUCCACAGUGCGGACACACAUGCAUGCUACUUUGCCAUCCCGGUCCAUGUCCGCCAUGCCCUCGCAUGGUGCAGUCGCGCUGCUUCUGCCGCAAGUCCGCGCCGACCACACGCCGCUGUGUGGCGCGCGGCUGGUCGUGCCACAAGGCGUGCGACAAGCCGCUCGCGUGCGGGCAACAUCGCUGUGCUCGGCCCUGUCACGACGGAGAGUGCGAGCUCUGCGAUCGGCAGAGCGUGCAGCCGUGCCGCUGCGGGCGCAAGGCCGAGCAAAGACCAUGCGCGCAAGCGGACUGGUCAUGCGAGAAGGUGUGCGGGCGGGAGCUGUCCUGUCGGAACCACGUGUGCGAGGAGGUGUGCCAUUCCGGCGAGUGUGGCGACUGUCCGAGAGCUGGCCAGCGCUCGUGUCCCUGUGGCAAGUCCAGUAGUGAUUUGCCGUGUUCAGAGGACAUCCCUACUUGUGGGGACACGUGUGGCAAGCUGCUGCCAUGCCGAACACACAGCUGUGCAAGGCGAUGCCAUCGCGGAGAGUGCGACCAGUGCCGUCAAAUGGUGACAAAAAGCUGUCGAUGUGGUCGACAGAAGAAGUCCGUUCCCUGUUUCCAGGAGCUGCUGUGUGAGUUCAAGUGUACGGCACUGCGUCAGUGUCAGCGCCACCCGUGCAAGAGAAAGUGUUGUGAUGGCAACUGUCCACCGUGUGACAAGGUGUGCGGCAAGCAGCUGGAGUGCCGUAACCACAAGUGCACUGCGCCGUGUCACCAGGGCCCAUGCUACCCGUGCGUGCAGACGUUGGCAAUCACGUGUCGUUGCGGCAGCACUGUUUCUCGUGUGCCUUGCGGACGCAAGCGUGUCACUCGUCCUCCACGCUGUCUUCACCCGUGCAGAAUUCCACCAAGCUGUCAUCACAGCACACGAGAGCCACAUCACUGUCACAUGAAAGACUGUCCACGCUGUCGUCAGCAAUGCACCCUACCACUGCCUGGCUGCAAGCAUACCUGCCCUCUACCUUGCCAUGCUCAUAUCAGAGAGAAGUCGGAAACCAAGGCAUCGUUGGCACCUUGGGAGCAAGCAGCGCGCAGUCAGCAACAGGACAGGUCUCGCCCUGCUCCAUGCCCACCGUGCACCGCACCUGUCGUCAAAUCUUGCUUUGGCGGUCACGAGACGGCGUCGCAGCCUUGCAGCAAGGAGCGUGACUACUCCUGCGCCCGAUCGUGUGGACGAUCGUUGCCGUGCGGCAAUCAUGUAUGUCAGAAACUGUGUCACAAGAACUCCGGCGAUAGCACCACCAAUAAGCCCGGCCGUGCAUGUCAGCAGUGCGAGGAAGUUUGCUUGAAACCGCGUCCACCCGGCUGUCAGCACGAGUGUCCACAGAGAUGUCACCCAGGCGCAUGUCCGCCGUGCAAGAAGCUGAUCAACCUUCGCUGCCACUGCGGAGCGCUGCCACUCGUCAUACCUUGCCCGGAGUAUGCCAGCUGCUCAGAUCGUAACGCGCUGCGCUGCUGUUCGGACCAGUGCCCUAAAACAAUCGCGUGUGGUCACCGCUGUCGGUUGACUUGCCACUCUGGCGCGUGCUCUGCACCCAGCGAGUGUGCCAGCCGUGUCACCAAGCGCUGUGCGUGCAAGCGACAGAGUGCCAAGGUGAAGUGCUGUGAGGCCAGUACCGUUCAGCUGGACUGCAACGAUGAGUGCCGGCAAACUAAGCUGGAGAAGCAGAAGUCUGCGGAGGCCGAACGUCGCAAGUGCCAGGACGAAGAGGAGGCAAAGAACAAGGCUGAGCUUGCAGAGUUUGAACGCCAGCAGCAGGGCCGCCAGCGCAAGCGUCGUCCCAGAGCGGAGACACAAGCAGAGCCCGGCUGGUGGGAGAAGCAUUGGCGCAAAGUAUUCAUCGCACUCCUAAUCAUCGUAGCACUCCUGGCCGUGGUAUAUAUCUUCAAGAAGGUGUCAGUGCUCGACAAGGCUGUGCCGGCGGCUAAAGUGCCCAAGAUCCGUCGGCGCAAGUGAUCACAUGCGCCGUCCUAUGUCUCCGCUCUCUCGCGCUCAUCCUGGUAUUGUUACCAGAUCAGUGCAAUGAUGUUUGUACUUCAGCCCCCUGCUGUAUCUGGUAACUUAGGCGAGGGGGCACUUCAGUCCACUGCGCAGUAUGUGCACUGUCGUACAUGACCUGUAGCAUACUGCACAUCCUAUGCACCCACCAGCCGUCCAGCGUCAAGUAACCCGCUAACUGAAAUCCAGGCGUACCACUUGCCCCCCGGAGAGAUUUUGGCAUGCCAUCGGUUCCUGAAAACUCUGCUGCCUUCCAUACGGCACCUGCUGAAUGUUGUGGAGCGGCUCUUCUUUCCUGGCUUGCGUUGAAUGACCCUCUCGCCUUUUGCACUCUUCAGUGCCUGAUCUAUGCUGUUGGCAUACUACUGGUGGGUGCUUUGCUAGCUUCCACAAUGCCUGCGUUAGCUGAAUGCUUAUUUUGCUCGUCACCUGCUGAACGGCAAUGGAUCACUUCUUAGACCUUCAUUUCAGCAGUUUAUUUACCGUCGAAGGUCAUCAAAAUGUGACCACCUAACUGAUGUGCAUUGCUUCAGGGUCUUGAGAGAACUCCCUGCUUAGCCCAUACCCCUGUAUCUAGAAAAACCCUGCUUGGCCUUGUUCCUUGUGUCCCAGCGUCUCGCAAAACCCUGCGGUGCCCCUGUUCGUUGUGUCUAGUCGAACCCUGCUUUGCCCCUUUACUUGUGUCCCAGCGUCUAGUCAAACCCUGCUUUGCCCCGUUACUUGUAUCCCAGCGUCUAGUCAAACCCUGCUUUGCCCCUUUACUUGUGUCCCAGCGUCUAGUCAAACCCUGCUUUGCCCCUGUUCCUUGUGUCCCAGCGUCUAGCGAAACCCCUGCUUGGCCGCUGUUCGCAAUGCUCAAGCGUCUAGAAAAAGCCCUUCUUGGCCACUGUUUCUGUUUGUCCCAGCGUCUAGAAAGCCCCUGCUUUCGAUCUUGCUGCUUGCGCUGCAUCGGCAUCAAGGCACCGUAUCUGCUGCUUGGCCCGUCACACAGCCGCUGGUUAUGGCAGCGGCGGCAGCCAGGCAAGCGCGCUGUAUGUACAUACGGCACCAAACCACACGCUACCUACUGUACAGGAUACAGUCAACCUAGCUCGUGAAUAACGAUAUCGGAUACUAUAGCAACCGGCGACCGACGGCACAAUCUACAGACUGAAUUUACUGACCACCCGCUGUACCUAGAUUUUACUGUGGCGUUUGUGGGUUGAUUUGCUUUCGCUGGUCUUGCAUUUAGCGCCCAUUGCAGAUUUUUAUCUUUCUUGCGGCCCCUGCUUUUGGCUCUUUACAUGGUUUGCACGCACAUGCAGGGCAUGGUUUGCGAACGUGAAGCCUCCCGGCCUCACAUAAUUAUAAUGUUGAUCAUAUUGUAUUAUGGCCUUUGGAGUAUGAUCAUGUGCUCUGCCUCGGCUCUGGUGCUCAUGUGCUGAGCCUGUGCCGGUAUCCCGGGA